This is a messenger RNA of Nezara viridula (southern green stink bug), 1171 nucleotides long. Lineage: Eukaryota; Metazoa; Arthropoda; Insecta; Hemiptera; Pentatomidae. The record is from the annotation of a GenBank genome assembly.
GUCUGAAAACAUCGAUUUGAAAAUUAGAGAAUGAGCAAACAAUUAACAUUUAUCGAGAAAUGCCUCCAGGUGCUGGCUGUGAUUCAAAUGUCGCUGAACAUUUGUAGCCAGCUUAUAAUCCUUCCACUAUUAUUGUAUAUAACUUUCUUUACAAAGUACUGGCUUUUUACUCUCUUGAUUGUAUUAUGGAGUUGGUAUGACCGGGAGACAGGAUUCAAAGGCGGUCGGAGUGUUAGAUUUCUAAGGGAGUUGCCGCACUUUAAAUAUCUUCGAGACUAUUUCCCACUUGAACUAGUAAAAACUGCAAAUUUGGAUCCAAAAAAAAAUUAUCUUUUCUGUAACCAUCCUCAUGGACUUCUUUCCACUGCAAGUUUCAUAAAUUUUUGUCUUGGCACUUCUCCAAGGACUGAGUUAUUUCCAGGACUUAAUUUUUUCAUGACUAGUCUGGAUGUGAAUCUGAAAUACCCACUUUUGAGAGAUUACGCAAUGAGUUAUGGUUUAAUAUCUUCAUCAAAAAGAACCCUAAAGUACCUACUCAAUGAUUCUAUCAAAGGCAAUGUUGUUAUCUUGAUGAUUGGUGGAGCAGAAGAAGUUAUUUAUACCAUUCCGGGAAAGAAUAAACUUAUACUAAAGAAGAGGAAGGGAUUCAUAAAAUUAGCACUGAACGUAGGGUGUUGUUUAGUGCCCGUAUUUCACUUUGGAGAAAAUGAUCUCUUCCAACUGAAGGAACCAAAACCAGGAACUUGGCUUUACACAGUUCAACAAUGGAUUAAAAUGAAAACCGGAGCAGUUAUGGCACUACCCAUGGGUCAAUAUGGCUUAUUCUGUGUUCCAAAAAGCGUUCCUUUAACUACUGUUGUUGGAAAGCCGAUACAUAUGCCAAAAGUUGCAGAGCCUACACAAGAACAGGUUGAUCAUUAUCAUGCAGUAUAUACAGAAGCACUUGUAAAACUAUUUGAAGAACACAAAUAUAAAUACAUGAAAGACCCAGAAAACUCACAUUUGGAGAUUGUUGAAUGACAAAUAAGAAAAAAAAAUGUCUUAGAGAUUAAAACUGAGAUUAUCAAGAUAACAUGUAGGUAUGUUUGAUGUAGACAAGAUUUAACUUUUAAUUAAUUCAUUAAAUGAAAAUAGCAGUCAUAUUUAAUUAUGAAAAAGUAGUUCAUCACCC